Molecule: messenger RNA, 532 nt
Organism: Zootermopsis nevadensis
Lineage: Eukaryota; Metazoa; Arthropoda; Insecta; Blattodea; Termopsidae
Source: RefSeq, a predicted model, not a curated record
CGUGACGUCAUGACUGGGACAGAAAAUGUCGACGGAUACAUAUUUGCGCUGAGAACGGAAGAGAGAAGACGCAAUGAAGUUCUUCGCUGAUUAUUUGUUAGUUUUUAGUAUCAUCUGUACAAUCUUGUGUCCGCAGUGGGCUUCCUGCGAGAGCCGGCCGACAUGUCAGAACGUGUCCUGUGACCCAGAAGAGGCCUGUGUUCUGAGACAGGUGACCUGCUUUAGGGCUCCGUGCUACCCGAUACCCGAGUGCGUGCCCAAAACACAGGUUCCAGUCUGCAGCAAAAAAUGCCAGCCUCAAUACCGCUGUGAAAUUCUGGAGAUAAUUUCUAAGGGCGAAUACACGUACACUCCUGAAUGCAUUCCAACAGGAGACACGUCUGAGGAACGAGACACUUCUUAGAGAAGAAUUCCAGCAAAUCUUGGCAGGACAAGAGCUGUGUCGUGUUCCUGAACAUGACGGAAGUUGGUUUAAACCCAGAUAUGUUGAUUGUAACAAGUUAUAAAAUAGAUUUGAAGUUAUCCUAACGUA